Penicillium canescens is the source of this 498-nucleotide messenger RNA. RefSeq lists its product as uncharacterized. The transcript has a single exon. The record is from RefSeq and is a predicted model, not a curated record. NCBI's taxonomy places the organism in Eukaryota, Fungi, Ascomycota, Eurotiomycetes, Eurotiales, Aspergillaceae. Bases 1 to 498 code for a protein of 165 amino acids.
AUGUCCCCUUUCGAGCAUUCCACAACAUUCGGCAACUUUGGCGUUCCGGCAAGCUCUCUAAUUCAUGACAACCCAUUAGGCAUCGCCACGCAGACCAGUUCGCCUGAGAAUAGUGAGACAAGACACUCGACACAGGACGGGGAUCUCAAAGCUGUCGAGACUACCGGGCAACCGGAAACAAAGAAGGUCUCUAAUAUCCUUGGCAAUUCGGCCGGUCAGGAUGAACCAGAGAAGGACGACAAUCCCGAGGGGAGCUCUAAGCACCAAUUUCAGAUUUCGCGAAAGGAUAACUUUUACGUGGACCCGCGGCUAAUCGGUCACUUCUUUCACGAAUGUUUUGCUCUCGCUGCGUUGGCUGUUUACUGGAUCGGAUGGGUAGUCUGCGCACUGGGGUACCUUAUUCUACGGACGUUACGCCAGGGCGGCCAACAUGGACCGUUAAAUAUACCUCCACCUCCUGACGGAGACAAUACUCCAAUCCGCACACCAGGUUCCUAG